Molecule: messenger RNA, 987 nt
Organism: Aureobasidium musti
Lineage: Eukaryota; Fungi; Ascomycota; Dothideomycetes; Dothideales; Saccotheciaceae
Source: the annotation of a GenBank genome assembly
AUGCUGUCGCUACCUCUGCUAGCGCCUCAAAAUACAACAAUGUCGCACAGCAAUCCCGUCGCCAGACCUCACAGCAAACCUCUGCGCCAACACGACAANUCGCUAGCCCAGCUGCUCGCCGACGAACAAGCCAUCUCGCACCGCAAACACAACAUCCGACGCUUUGGCGCAGGCUGGAUAAAGCCGCCGGGCGUAGCCAAAACACUACAAGCAGAGACUGAAGAAAAAGCCGAGAGGGAAGAGCAAGAAGCUUUGCAGAGAAGAGAACAAAUGAUGAUGGACAUGCAAGCACAACAAGAAGCCGAAGAGGCAAGAAACAGAGCAGCAGCAGCAGAAGAGCAGGCAGAAGGAGAAGAAGAGCAAGAAAGAGAUCUAGACGAAGAGAUCCCCGAUGCCGAUGGCGAAGAAGAGGAAGAAGACGACGAUGAGGAUAUCACAGACUCGGAUGAAGAAGAGGAGGACGACGAAGAACAAGAGGAGAUGCAGAGUGAAUUGCAGUCGGAAAUGUUGUCACAGAUGCACAGCGAGAUCCCUGUCGCAGAAGACAUUACUUUCAAUGAGGAAAGCAUGUUUGCGGAUACGAGUAUGGCUGCUUUGGACGAGGAGUCGAGAGAGCAGGAAAGGUAUCGCCAUCUGCAGGAGGCUGAGUUGACGGGUGUGGCUCAAGAUGAGCUUGAUUUGGGCAUUGAAAGGGAUUUGGAUGACAGUGUGCCAGAGGCGGGCAGCUAUCAACACACGGACAGCGAGCUUGAAGAUUCAGACUCAGACGAUGAGGACGAUGAAGAGGAUGAGGAAGAGGAAGAGCAGAGUCAAUUGGAACCACAGGAAGACGAGCACAGCGAGAUCGCGGGAGCAGUCAUGCAACGCAGCCGUAGUAGUCUGUUGAGCAGAGACGUGAGUUCGCUACUCGACAGCUCCUUCGUCACCAGCAGUCCUGCACCCAUCGGCCGCCUGAGAUCUGCCGGUCACAGACCCUACCAGAGAUGA